Molecule: messenger RNA, 4055 nt
Organism: Anoplopoma fimbria (sablefish)
Lineage: Eukaryota; Metazoa; Chordata; Actinopteri; Perciformes; Anoplopomatidae
Product: ral guanine nucleotide dissociation stimulator-like 1
Exons: 17
Coding region: 286-2556 (756 amino acids)
Biological process (GO): positive regulation of GTPase activity; Ras protein signal transduction
Cellular component (GO): plasma membrane
Molecular function (GO): guanyl-nucleotide exchange factor activity
Source: RefSeq, a predicted model, not a curated record
ACUGAUACCACACGGAGAGGAAAUCUAGACCCUCACAUGGGAACAGCCCCACACACUUUUCUAAACACUACAUAGAAUGUAGCGAAUACUUUCAGCAAACGUCGUCUUUGUGAUAGUAAUACAGACGCACCGAUGUAGCUUGGAGAUAAUUAUGACAUAAAAAACACUUUUUAUUAUAUCAAGAUGCAGCCAUAAACUGUUUCGCGAGGUGGAAGUUGAUUGUUUUCUUCAGUUCAACAAUUCCUGUCAAGAUGGAAAGCAGCACUCCUUAAGCCAGCGGGCGAGAUGGGGAAAUGGGAGCUGACAAUGAACCCAGUGCAGGAGUGGGGUGAGGAGUUCGAGGACGGCGUGGUUUACGGGGUCACUCUGCGCCGGGAGCCCGUCCCCUCCUCCCCCGAAGCCAGCGAUGAGAGCCCAUGCUGCGCUUUUGUGCAGUACCGAACCUGCAAGUCGCGGCGUCUGAAGGCUGCUACCCUGGAGCUCCUGGUGAACCACCUACUUGACCCUGGCUGUCAGGAGCAGGACUACGGCAGGAUCUUCCUCUCCACAUACAGAACCUUCACCGGUACCUCAAAGCUCAUAGAGCUGCUGUUCCAGAGAGACAAUGCUGUCUCCGAUCUGGACAACAGUGAAUGCUACAGGAGCCCUCUGUUGGCCUUUGUCCAGACAUGGUUGGAUGAGUACAGUGAGGACUUCAGGGAUCCUCCCUUGCACCCGGCACUCAGGCUGCUGUUGGAUCACCUGAGGAUCAGCUCUGCAGUUCACAACAAUAUGCGCAGUCAGCCCAACUUCAGCUCGCUGGCUGGACAAGCUGAGGCACUGCUCAAGGGGUUUCAGAAAGAAGCAGAAGUUGAGACAAAUGUCAGUCCUACUCAGGCAGACAUGGAGCAAGGUGAGGAGGGUUCUGGUGAUGAGAAUUCAGGAUGGGAACACUCUCUGGAUCUAGGUGGCAUCGUGGAUUUCUCUGCUACAGCCAUUGCCGAACAGCUAACCCGAACGGACUCUGCUCUGUUCGUCAAAGUGGUGCCAUACCAGUGUCUUGGCUGUGUGUGGUCGCAAAGAGACAAGAAGGAAAACAUGUCGCCCACCAUUCGAGCCACCGUUGCACAGUUCAACGCCAUUACCAACCAGGUCAUCAUGUCCCUGCUCUGCUGGCCGACUGACGCCACCUCCAGCCCCACAUCCUCCCGCCCUCCCACUACACCAGCUCAAAGGGCCCGCAUCAUAGAGAAGUGGAUCAGAGUAGCUCAGGAUUGUCGUCGGUUGAAGAACUUCUCCUCUCUCAAGGCAAUCUUGUCGGGACUUCAGUCUAACGCAGUUUACAGGCUGAGGAAGACCUGGGCUGCUGUCAGCAGGGACAGCAUGGCCACUAUUGAUAACCUCUUGGAAACCUUCCCUGAUGAGAACUGUGUAUUAACCAACAGAGAGCUCCUGGUGGAGGAGGGAGGCCAAGCGACUGUGGAUAACAUUUCUCCAAAGAUAUCCAAGCGGUGUCCGAUCCCCAGACAGAUGAGCACCUCCAGUGGAUUGGUUCCUUACCUGGGCACCUAUCUUACUGUCCUCACCAUGCUGGACACUGCUCUGCCGGACGCAGUGGAGGGUGGGCUCAUAAACUUUGAGAAGAGGAGGAGGGAGUUUGAGGUUCUGUCACAGAUCCGCGUGCUGCAGGCAUCCUGCUCCCAGUACAACCUGCCCCAUCACCCCAGAAUCGCUGCCUGGCUGUGGGGACAUAAGCUGCUCACCGACCAGGAGAGCUAUGAACUGUCCAGGCAGCUGGAGCCUCCAUUGGACGUGUGUUCGCCAACCCCCUGGAGCCACCGCACACUCUCCAAAAAGCUCUCCUCUCUCCUGACGGUGAGCGAUGGAUCUAAAAAAGUCCCUGCUGACCAGAUCAGCGUUUCGUCCUCUGGAUCAAGCGGAUCAGAGAUGGAGGAUCUGUCCUCCCCAAACUCAGCCUGUUCCAUCACACGGCAGUGCUUCCACAGCUCUUGCAACAAUGUGUCCGAAGCCUUCUCUUCCUCCUCGUCCUCCUCUUCCUCAUCCUCCCCCUGCUCCUCCGCCACUUCCUCUCCAGACUCCCCCACUCCUUCCAACUCCUCCUCCUACUGCCGGGCUGAUGUCUGCUCUCCGGCCACGUCCUGCGGCGGUGCUCGGCCGAAGCCCACGCCGGCCUCCAACCACAAGCGCUCCGUGUCCAUGACCUCCCUGCCCCUGUACAACCGUCAGGUGGAUGACUCCUGCAUCGUCCGGGUGAGCGUGGACCUGGGCCAAAACAACGGCAACAUGUACAAAAGCAUCCUGUUGACCAGCCAGGACAAAACUGCCCAGGCGAUCCAAAGGGCUCUGGAGAAGCAUCACCUGGAGCACAUGAACUGGCAGGACUUCACCCUGACUCAGGUCAUCUCUCAGGAACGAGAGCUGCUCAUACCCGACAAAGCCAACGUCUUCUAUGCCAUGUCCACGGUGGCGAACUUUGACUUUGUUUUGCGCCAGUUCCCCAAAGGCCAGAGGAAACCGCUGAGGGCCACGUCUAGUCUGGGACGGUACACAAAGUAGCACCUGUAGUCUACAAACCCUGGAAUAUGAACUGAGCACAUGGGACUCUCCUUGGAGAAUGGUAUUUAUUUUUAAUAGUCGUUUUUAUUAAAAACGUCGUCUCGAAGACGGUCCAUCCUCCUUCUUUUGGAUACCAAAGAGGUAAAAAUGUGACGUUUUUAUGGUAAGAUGAUGCAAAAGCACUUUAUGAAGAAGAACACUCGCCUCAACAGAAAAUGGAUGCUUGAAGAAACAUCUGGAUCAGACUGUUGGAAUAAGACUUAGUAAGAAUCCUAAAAAAGACCAAAUCCUUUACUUUUUUCCCCAGAGAUGUGUUCUCAGAUGGUUUUAAGUGCAUGGUGCUACUGGAUGCCAACACAUGCCCGCAUCAGUGACCUAUCAUGAACGCUGAGAAAUGUGUCCCAACACAGCUGGGUGCCAAUUAUAACCUGUGUGUUUAAAAAAAGGGAAAGGCAAUGAUGAACUCCUGGGGCCGGUUGUCAGCCGUUGGAGAGGAGAUAGCGCGGCGUGCUGUGCCGAUGCCAUCUGCGGAGCGGGAGGGAACGCCGUGUACCCGUCGAGUUUCAGCCACUGGCGUCCUGCUGCCAUUGCUGUGAUCCUCAUCAUGUGAGGCGAGCAGCCCCGACUGGAAAAAUGGCAUUCCUGAGACGGGGUAACCAUGGCAGCAGCAGCAGGGACUUUUGAUGGACAGGACUGUAUGCACACGUGAAAAUGUCUCUAGAUAAGACGACAAUAAGGGUGAACAGAGCUAAGAAUUAUAAUUUUUUUUGUAAUGUUUUGUAUUUAUUUUCUCUCUUGUUCCACUGUGGUUCACUUUGAUGGCACCUUCAUUUACUUAACACAUUGUGACGACUCACUUGUUGGCUUUUAUUUGUCUCUUGACCGGUUGGAAUAUAUAUAUUAAAAAAAAAAAGGUUAUUUUAAAACAGCUUUGAUCAGAGAGGUAAUAUUUGAGAGAUGCCUUAUUUUCUGAUGAAUUCUGAGGAUAUUUUAACAACAAUAUUUAAGAUUUGAAGAAUACUUUUUUAAUUUUUUUUUUUUACUUAAAUUAUAUUAAACACAUUUGGUUCAGACUUGUGAAACCUGGAUGUAGCUGGUGCUCAAAUGGCUCGAUUUCAAGUUUCCAUGUCAUCAUUUCAAUGACGUCAAUUGACGCCAAGUCUCGCGUGAGAUAGCUGAUGUUGAUCAUAUUUCCGAUAGUUAGCGCUCCAGGGAGUCUUUCGAAAGAGGAGGAGUUGCUCAUUGAACAGACACACUUGGUAAAAUCACACGUUUUAUCACCCUGAACGUCCCCCUUGGAGUGUAAAGAGCGUUGCUCAGCUCAAAGGCAUAGAGGAAAGACACAGACGUCUCAUUGACCUCCUCGUCAUAUGCUUUCCAUACAGAUCUGGGGCUUUGAAACAGUUAAACCUGUCUCUUAUUAAAAACAACGCUUAUUUCACUCUUGGGAUCAAGGAAUUAAGGGUCACAUUUCUUAAACAAAGAUUAAUAAACACUUU